Staurois parvus is the source of this 888-nucleotide messenger RNA. Lineage: Eukaryota; Metazoa; Chordata; Amphibia; Anura; Ranidae. The record is from the annotation of a GenBank genome assembly.
CGGAGCCAGGGGGGAGCAGAGGAGGAGCCGAGGCGGAGCCAGGGGGGAGAGGAGGAGGAGCCGAGGCGGAGCCAGGGGGGGGGAGAGGAGGAGGAGCCGAGGCGGAGCCAGGGGGGAGAGGAGGAGGAGCCGAGGCGGAGCCAGGGGGGGGGAGCAGAGGAGGAGCCGAGGCGGAGCCAGGGGGGAGCAGAGGAGGAGCCGAGGCGGAGCCAGGGGGGAGCAGAGGAGGAGCCGAGGCGGAGCCAGGGGGGAGCAGAGGAGGAGCCGAGGCGGAGCCAGGGGGGAGCAGAGGAGGAGCCGAGGCGGAGCCAGGGGGGAGCAGAGGAGGAGCCGAGGCGGAGCCAGGGGGGAGCAGAGGAGGAGCCGAGGCGGAGCCAGGGGGGAGCAGAGGAGGAGCCGAGGCGGAGCCAGGGGGGAGCAGAGGAGCCAGGGAGGAGGAGCCAGGGGGGAGCAGAGGAGGAGCCAGGGGGGAGCAGAGGAGGAGCCAGGGGGGAGCAGAGGAGGAGCCAGGGGGGAGCAGAGGAGGAGCCGAGGCGGAGCCAGGGGGGAGAAGAGGAGGAGCCGAGGCGGAGGCAGGGGGAGAAGAGGAGGAGCCGAGGCGGAGAAGAGGAGGAGCCGAGGCGGAGAAGAGGAGGAGCCGAGGCGGAGAGAGGAGGAGCCGAGGCGGAGAAGAGGAGGAGCCGAGGCGGAGCGUACAAUAACAUGGUACCCCCCGCAGUAACCCCAUCCCCAGAUAUAAUCCCCCCCUACAAUGCGGGUCCUACUGACACGAGACGAACACUCACCCAUAACAUGGUACCCCCCGCAGUAACCCCAUCCCAAGAUAUAUUCCCCCCCUACAAUGCGGGUCCUCCUGACACGAGACGCUCACCCAGCUCGAAGUUCUGA